Messenger RNA from Nematolebias whitei (Rio pearlfish), 1320 nucleotides. RefSeq names its product BarH-like homeobox 1b (gene barhl1b). Bases 317 to 1261 code for a protein of 314 amino acids. Lineage: Eukaryota; Metazoa; Chordata; Actinopteri; Cyprinodontiformes; Rivulidae. The transcript has 3 exons. Gene Ontology annotation, biological process: regulation of transcription by RNA polymerase II. Gene Ontology annotation, molecular function: RNA polymerase II transcription regulatory region sequence-specific DNA binding; DNA-binding transcription factor activity, RNA polymerase II-specific. The record is from RefSeq and is a predicted model, not a curated record. Gene Ontology annotation, cellular component: nucleus.
CGCGCGCGCGUCCACACGAGGAGCUUGCUCGUCUCUCUCCAUGGUGCUGAACCGAGCCGGACCCAAGAACCAGCAGCCGCUCGGGCUGCGGUCCUGAGAUCCUCCCGGAGUCCUGCAGGAACCAGAACCGACCCGGCUUUCUUCACCUGCGCGGCGCGGAGUUAAACCUGGAGAUAUUCUUUGAGCAGAACCAGAACCAGAACCGGAGCGUGUCUGGACCGGGACCUAACAGUUCCUCCUUCAAGUAAAACAAGAGAGAAGCAGAACCUCGGACCUGAACCCAGAUGGUCGUUUAGGAGAGGCCGCGACCAGAACCAUGGAGGGGUCCGCCAACAACGGCUCCAGCUUCGGCAUCGACUCGCUGCUGUCCCACCGGCCGGGGAGCCCCGUGUCCAAGGGGGACGCGGGGUGCCGCUCGCCCCUGGACUUCAGCCCCCGGUCCGACGCGGAGAGCGGCUGCUCGUCGCCCCCGUCGCCCCGGAGGGAGUGCGCGGAGGAGGCGGCGGCGGGGGCGCACGGCGCGGCGCUGCCGCCGCACCUGCAGCACGCGCAGGUGUCCCAGCAGAGGACAGUCACGUCGUCCUUCCUCAUCCGGGACAUCCUGGCGGACUGCAAGCCUCUGGCCGCGUGCGCGCCCUACUCCAGCAACGGGCAACCGGCGCAGGAGGCCAAGAUCACCGACGACUUCCUGGAGAAGAUCCACAGCAACUCGUCCUCAGACAGCGAGUACAAAGUGAAGGAGGAGGGGGACAGGGAGAUCUCCAGCAGCAGGGACAGUCCCCAGGUCCGGCUCAAGAAGCCCCGGAAGGCCCGGACCGCCUUCACGGACCACCAGCUGGCGCAGCUGGAGCGCAGCUUCGAGCGGCAGAAGUACCUGAGCGUCCAGGACCGCAUGGAGCUGGCGGCCUCCCUCAACCUGACCGACACCCAGGUCAAGACCUGGUACCAGAACCGGAGGACCAAGUGGAAGAGGCAGACGGCGGUGGGCCUGGAGCUGCUGGCGGAGGCCGGGAACUACUCGGCGCUGCAGCGGAUGUUCCCCUCCCCCUACUUCUACCCGCAGAGCCUCGUGUCCAACCUGGACCCCGGGGCGGCCCUCUACCUGUACAGGGGCCCCUCGGCGGCGCCCCCUCCGGCCCUACAGAGACCCCUGGUCCCGCGGAUCCUGCUGCACGGCCUGCAGGGGGGCAGCGAGCCGCCGCCGCCCCCUCCUCUGCCCCCCAUGUCCGGCGUCCUUCCCCGGCCCGCGCAGCAGCGGUGAGCCCGUCCCUGCCGCCGGGACUCGAACACUGGAACUCGUUCAAAUGAACAAAAGAGAGA